CUCAGAGUCAGUGCUGAGAUGGGAUUAGAUCCCAGAGGAUCCCUGGUCCCAACACAUCCUCUCCUAAGUCUUGGUCUUCCUGGAGGGCCACUGCCACCACGAGCAUGAUCAUGACAAUCGAGUGUCACUGUGCGGCAGGCACUAGGACCUCCAGGACGCUGCCUCCACAGCCCUUAGCAGAAGAGAAAUCAGGAAAUAACGCAGUCGCUCUUUCUGGAAGCGUGACCUUGAAAAUAAAGCUUGGCUGCUCCAUAUGAAAGAGAAUUUACUCUCCAGGAAUUCAGGAAUCUGAGCCCAGGCUUAGCUUUCAGCUACCCCAAGACAUUGUUGCCGCGGGGACCUGCAUGGACGUGGCUGGGAGUGGAAAUCCCUCUUCCUACAUCUCUCAAGCCCCUGAACCUUAAGGCAAGGACUGGGUAACAAAGCCUGCCCUUUUGUAGGAGAAGAUCAGGUUCAAGACUACCUGAGGGACCAGAAUAUAUGUAAAUCUACAGAAUCCAACAAGGUGCAGCCAAGGGCUGAGGGAAUUGGCUGAUGUGGUUGCCAAGCCGCUUUCCAUCAUAUCUGAAAAGUUGUAGCAGCCAGGCAAAGUUCCCAGUGCUGGGUAAAGGGAAACAUCACAUCCAUUAAAAAAGGUAAAAGAGAGGGCCCUGGGAACUACCAACCUGUCAGCCUCACCUCACUGCCCUGUAAGAACACUGAGCAGAUCCUCCUGGAAGAUAUAGUGAAACUCACGGAAGAUGAGGAAUUGAUUAGAGAUAGCCAGCACGGCUUCACCGGGGCCAAACAGUGCCUGACUAAUCUAGCAGCUUUCUAUGAUGACUGCAUCAGUGGACCAGUGAAAAUCUACAGAUGUCAUCUCCCUGUACUUCUUGUGGCAGCGGGAGAGGACGGGGAGUUCCUGAUGCACUGACAGCCAACCAUGUCUGGGAAACACUGGUCCCCGGGGACGCAGUGCGUCACCAAGCAUGAUCACACCAAGGCCAAGGGCCGGGAGUUGGCCUUCCACAAGGGCGAUGUGGUCACCAUCAUUGAGGCCGUGGAGGGCAAGGGCUGGUACCGUGCAAGGCAUAAUGAGACAGGGCAGGAGGGGCUGCUGGCAGCCAGCGCGCUGCGGGAGCGCAGCGCCAUUUGCGUCGACCCCAAGCUCAGCCUGAUGCCCUGGUUCCAUGGGAAGAUCUCAGGGGUGGAGGCAGUGCAGCAGCUGCAGCCCCCCGAGGAUGGGCUGUUCCUGGUGCGUGAGUCCAUCCGGCACCCUGGUGACUACGUGCUCUGUGUGAGCUUCUGCAAGGAGGUGAUCCACUACCGCGUGGUACAUGAGGAAAACACACUCAGCAUCGACAGCCAGCAGUACUUCUCCAACCUCAUUGACAUGAUUGAGCACUACAUGAAGGAGCAGGGAGCCAUCUGCACCAAACUGGUGAAGCCCAAACCGAAAAGUGGGAUGAAGUCAGCUGAGGAGGAGUUGGCCAAAGCUGGCUGGCUGCUGAACCUGCAGCACCUAACGCUGGGAGACCGCAUCGGGCGAGGCGAGUUCGGAGACGUCCUGCAAGGUGAGUAUAUGGGGCAGAAGGUGGCUGUGAAGAACAUCAAGUGCGAUGUGACCGCCCAGGCCUUCCUCGCCGAAACGGCUGCCAUGACGAAGGUCCAGCACAAAAACCUGGUGUGUUUGCUUGGCGUGAUCUUGCACAAUGGCCUCUACAUUGUCAUGGAGUUCAUGAGCAAGGGCAACCUCGUGAACUUCUUGCGCACACGGGGCCGGGCACUUGUCCCGACCCAGCAGCUCCUCCUGUUCGCUCUGGACGUUGCCCAGGGCAUGGACUACCUGGAGUCCAAGAAGCUGGUGCACAGGGACCUGGCUGCCCGCAACAUCCUCAUCUCUGAGGAGAACGUGGCCAAAGUGAGCGAUUUCGGCUUGGCCCGGGUCAAUCCCAAGGGAGCAGACACCACUUUGCUUCCUGUGAAGUGGACAGCCCCGGAGGCACUGAAACACAACAAAUUCUCCUCCAAGUCAGAUGUGUGGAGCUACGGGAUCCUCCUGUGGGAAGCCUUCUCCUUUGGCCGAGCGCCCUACCCCAAGCUGAGCCUGAAGGAAGUGACGGAGCUACUGGAGCAGGGGUACCGCAUGGAGCCCCCUGAGGGCUGCCCACCUGCUGUCUAUGCCCUGAUGAAGAGCUGCUGGGAGCUGGAGCCAGGGAAGCGACCGUCCUUCAAGAAACUCACGGAGAAGCUGCAGAAGGAGCUGAAGCACCUGAGGGUUGUUUAACU
Messenger RNA from Cuculus canorus (common cuckoo), 2268 nucleotides. It is a transcript of the gene MATK, whose product is annotated as megakaryocyte-associated tyrosine kinase. Gene Ontology annotation, molecular function: protein binding; protein tyrosine kinase activity; ATP binding. The transcript is spliced from 15 exons. Lineage: Eukaryota; Metazoa; Chordata; Aves; Cuculiformes; Cuculidae. Gene Ontology annotation, biological process: protein phosphorylation. The coding region runs from base 923 to 2266 and encodes 447 amino acids. The record is from RefSeq and is a predicted model, not a curated record.